Messenger RNA from Gopherus evgoodei (Goodes thornscrub tortoise), 695 nucleotides. RefSeq names its product lysozyme (gene LYZ). The transcript is spliced from 4 exons. The record is from RefSeq and is a predicted model, not a curated record. Gene Ontology annotation, molecular function: lysozyme activity. Lineage: Eukaryota; Metazoa; Chordata; Testudines; Testudinidae. Bases 163 to 609 code for a protein of 148 amino acids. Gene Ontology annotation, biological process: defense response to Gram-negative bacterium; defense response to Gram-positive bacterium.
GAGGGGCUGUUGCAUUAGCUGUCCAGCGUGGGAGGAGGAACAGCUGAGAGCUGAAGGGAAGGGCGUGACUUGAACUGUUCCCAGUUGUUCCUCCCCAGUAUUAGCAGGCACACGUCGUCUCUAGUCUCAGUGGUAGGAGACUGGGUUUGCUACGCUGCCAGCAUGAAGGCUUUGCUAAUCCUGGGGCUUCUCCUCCUGCCCCUGGCCGCUCAUGGGAAGAUCUACGGAAGGUGUGAGCUGGCAAGAGCAAUGAAACGGCUUGGGCUGGACGGAUACUGGGGCUACAGCUUGGGACAUUGGGUGUGCACAGCAAGAUAUGAGAGCAACUUUAACACAGGUGCCACGAACUACAACCCCGGUGACCGAAGCACUGACUAUGGGAUUUUACAAAUCAACAGCCACUGGUGGUGCAAUGAUGGCAAGACUCCAGGAGCCAAGAAUGCAUGUGUAAUCCAGUGUCGUGAUUUACUGACAGAAGACAUUACAGCAAGUGUAAAUUGUGCAAAGAGAGUUGUUCGCGAUCCCAAUGGCAUGGGUGCAUGGGUGGCAUGGAAGAAGUAUUGCAAAGGAACAGAUGUCUCCCAGUGGAUCAGAGGUUGCCAGCUGUAAAGUGUUGGAGUUUAUUUAUCCCAGCUUGGUUCCCUUGCAAAUUAGCAGGGAUUUGCAUAGAGCAAAAUGUUCCCUACACUUGUUUC